AUGGGCGGCUCCCUCGAAGCCCUCCGUCGCAAGCGCUCCCUGACCCGAAUCCAUCACUCAGACUCGUCCAUCUUCAACUACAUUUACGAAGCAGGUGCCUUCAAACUGCCAACCUGGCUCCAAGUUCCCCCCGAGCUGCAAGAUUCCCACGACAAACUGCACAAAGCCGCCAUCGGCGCCCUCGCCGGCAUGCACUCCUUAAUGACCCUGCGUGAGCAGCGCUACUCCGCCAUGUGCCCGGAGACAAUGGGCCUCAUCUACCACGUGCACGCCAACUCGAUGAAACGCCUCCUUGAAUGGAAAGAAGACUGGAACCCGGCUAACUGCACCCUCGCGCCCUCACCCAAGAUCCCGCGCGACUCCAUCAAGUUCUGCGUCGACGCGCUGAGCUACUCUGGGUUCACGACCAAGUACGUCAAUGCUGUGCAGGAGUUUAUUCGCGGCCCCUAUCGCCUCUACUGUGAGAAGAAGACCCAGAUCGAGUAUCUGGCUGCCCGCCUGAUGAGCCAUGAUUCCUAUUACAUGGAGUGGCGCCGUUGGUGGGAGUCAACUUUUGCAGUGGAGAUGUGCAAGUGGGAAGGUUGUAUUGAGGGACUGGUUAUUCCAACCUGGGAGGAGAUGAUUGAUGAGGUCUCUCUGCUGAUUGUGGAUCGAGUGGAGGAUGCGGAUGAGUUGGCCAGUUCGUUCUAUGUUAGUAGCCCGAAUUCCGUUAGUCCGCUGUGA
Penicillium lagena is the source of this 723-nucleotide messenger RNA. RefSeq lists its product as uncharacterized. Bases 1 to 723 code for a protein of 240 amino acids. NCBI's taxonomy places the organism in Eukaryota, Fungi, Ascomycota, Eurotiomycetes, Eurotiales, Aspergillaceae. The record is from RefSeq and is a predicted model, not a curated record. The transcript has a single exon.